This is a messenger RNA of Phytomonas sp. EM1, 1878 nucleotides long. NCBI's taxonomy places the organism in Eukaryota, Euglenozoa, Kinetoplastea, Trypanosomatida, Trypanosomatidae. The record is from the annotation of a GenBank genome assembly.
AUGAUUAAUGAAUUCCAGGGCACUCACAAGCGCGUCUUCAAGGUGGACCCUACUCGUGCCGAUGGCCUCGAGGUGACGGCGGAUAUUAGUGCGCACGAGGUCUAUGCCUCCUAUAAUAGCCCAAAGCUAAGCAAAAGUAACACUGGGCCGACACGUUUCCGUUGGCGCAAAUGGGUGGAGCACGUCAUGCUCCCGGCGGGGUUCCCCAACAGUACGACGCCGGACCUCGUUGAGGUCGCCAAAUGGGAUGCGCUGCAGACGGUUUGCAGUAGUAUCGUAUCAACGUUGGCCAUCCGCGCGGUGCUCAUAGGGGUUGGGGUUGGGGCCUCCACUGCAAGCGCUAUCGGGUCUACCGCUUCGUGGAUGCUGCGGGAUGGAGUGUUGAUGAUCUCUAGCAUUAUUUUCUCGACGCGUGUGAGCUCCAACUUGGAUUGCCGCGCCAAAACGUGGCGGCUCAUCGCGGAUAUCAGUAAUGAUAUCGCAUUGCUUAUCGAGUUGUUCUCAGCGUGGUUCAGCCGUCCUAUCUUUCUUUUGCUCGUGGCCACAGCGUCGGUACUGAAGGCCCUUGUGUCUGUGGCGGGGGAAGGCACGCGUCAGGCAUUGCUGCAGCACUUUGCGAAGAAAGGGAACUCCGCGGAUGUUGAUGCCAAGGCCCGAAAUCGCAGCAACAUCUCAGCCCUUCUGGGGCUUCUGCUCGGCAAUAUUGUAUCCUAUAUGACCCCUCCGUCGUCGUGGAGUACCACCCUCAAGGUGUUUAUUACGUUUACCAUUGUUCAUUUGUUGGCAAAUUAUAUGUCGGUUCGCUCCAUGAUUCUAACGCACCUAAACGCCCCGCUACUGGAGUGGUGCCUCGCUCGCUUUUACGAGCAUGAGAUGGAGCUUGAGCGGAUGGUGAAGAAAACUGACACCAAACUCCCAAGCGUUCUCAAUCCUAUCAAUAAUGAAGGAGAGAAGUUAUCUCCAAGUCACUUGAAUAUUUCUCCUGAGUUGGCUAAUAAGGAGGAAAACUUGUUUAUAUUACCACAAACCGACGUGCUUUCUAAGACUCUCGGAUCCAAUUCCCCAUGUACUUUCAGACGGUUCUUGUGCGGGCGUCUUCAUUUCCUUUCGGUGAGGAUCUAUUUUGGAGCUUCCUUUUACAAAAUCUUACACAAUAAUGCUAACCUCUCUGUGUCUGCUAAGCAUGAGAUUGUUCAAAAGGUGAGCGAAAGCCUGUCAGUGUGUGGUGUGGCACUAUUAUUUGAUGAAUCUCGGCAGACAUAUUACGUCUUGCUUCCGGAGAUCUUCACUAUGAAUGGACAGCCGACGAGUUGGGUAUCGGUUGCUAAGCAGUUCUCCCUUUCUUUGACUUCAGACAAGGAGUCUGAGUCGUUAUCGAUUUCUAACCGUGAUAAUGGCAUCCAAAGCGCACCGAAUCUUUACAAAAACGAGGCUCUGCCGGAGGUUGUUUUCGAGACGAUACCCCGACGCUUUCUUUGGGCAUACUUCUACGCGUACAGCCACACUCGCGCGAUGACUUUGCAUCGUCAGGGCGGCGGCGAGACGUCCUCUGAGGGCGAUGAGGAACCUAAGCGCGAUGAAAAGGGUGUGGCGUGUGAGUCUGCUAUCCUGGGGCGUCAGGACGACUCCACGUUGCACGUUAUACAAUCUCUUCGUGCUGAUGGAGUGUUGGAUUUGCGCCGACAGUGCUGUCGACUACCCUCAGAAGUCCAGCGGAGCGCGGAUGAUAAAGAAGCAACGCCAGACCAAGAAUCGGAUGACGACCAGUUGUAUCCAUUGUAUCUUCGCUUUAUAUCAGAACUGCAACGAAACGGAUGGAAUAUUGAUCGUUUAUUGGUUCCUCAACAAAGUCAUACCAUUGCUAUUCAUUACUUGUAG